GGGCGAGGGAGGGGUUGGUGUGUGGGACAAAGCAACUAAUGCAAAUCACUUUCCCUGUCAGAAUAUCAGCCGCGCACAAUUUGAUGCUGUAACAGACCAGAUCAACAAGAUGAUUCAGGGAAUUCUGAACAAGAUCUGUUUGCAGGAGAAGGACUGGGGCAGUAUUCUUGAACAGCUCACCACAGAAAUGGAUUGCAAGCUUAACCGUGUUGAGCUGGAUCCAUUGAAGAAGCAAUUGGAAAAUAGAUGGAAAUCAAUUCGGAAGCAGCUGCAGAGACAUAAAUGUUUGGAGGAGGAUGGAGCUGCAGGACUAAAGAAACAGCUCAUCAGCCAUUUCCACUGCCUGUCCUGUGAUCGGCCGCUGGAUGUGAAAAUGCCCUCUGGCCCGGAUGUAAUCUCGUUUCCGAUACCGACCUACCCUGUUCACGGUUACCCUCGCUCUCACUGGCACGAUGUUGACCAUUCAAGAUGGAGGAGUCGGGGAGGGCAGAUUCGGUGGUGGCCAAUGUGGAGGUACAGCUCCCGAAGACAAGGAGCAGCUGCAAGCUGCCAUCUCUAACAGCCAAGGAUGGUUCAGUAAUGCCAAAGGAAAUGUUCUCAGACCAUGACUGUCAGUGCCUGACUGAGCCAUCACUGCUGUGUCCUUGCAUUGGGAGCGAGACAUCAUCAGAUCAGCCCUCACUGUCUGGCCCAUCAACAGAGCAGCCUCUGGAUGUACCCGUGCCCUCAGGAGUAGAACCACAGGCACCUGUCAAGCCUCUAAAUAUUUAAAACUCAUGAAUAUAUGUGGAAAAGUUUUGUUAAAGAAUUCAGUUGUGUGUCUGUGGCUUUUGGCUUCUGAGGAAGGUGACAGGUGCUCCUAGGAAUGUUAAAGUGAGCGAGAUUUGUUUGUUAGGGAAGAUGUUCUGAAAACAUUUGGUCACUUUGGCUGUGAAUAAACAGGCAGCUUUUGCCCAAGUUGGUUCCUUCACAUUGUGCUUUCUGCUGUUAAUGAAGGUAACUGCUGAAGGAGUUCCACAUCUCCAUGUAGCCCUGGGCAGAAUUAUCACUCAUCACUGACCCAGAUUCUCAUCAUUUCCCAUUACCAGUACAACAAUGACAGCAGUCAGGCCCAAACACACAGUGCUCUCUGUAGUAACAGUCACCACCCCCUGCACGUUCCCCUCCAAGCCCAACACCAUCCCUGACUUGGAAAUAUUUUGCCGUUCCUUCAGUGUAGCUGGGAC
Molecule: messenger RNA, 1226 nt
Organism: Chiloscyllium plagiosum (whitespotted bambooshark)
Lineage: Eukaryota; Metazoa; Chordata; Chondrichthyes; Orectolobiformes; Hemiscylliidae
Source: RefSeq, a predicted model, not a curated record